AUGCCGGUAAUCGAGCAGAGGGCGCCGGGCCAGGGUUCGGUGUAUCCGGCUGUCGUGGAAUCGACAACGGCACAGAGUCAGUGGUUAAGCUACACGAGCACCACGGAGCAAGCAUGGGCGACCACAUCGACUCCAGAGGGAUGGGUGACAAGUUACACAACCCAGACCGGCUGGAUCUCCAGUUAUACCACCACGACAGAUUGCAACUGUGAAUGGCCAUCCUCCACACCCAUCAUCGUCACUCCAACUACGACAAGUGUGAUCCCCGUUCAAACCACCACGCCUGCAGGCGUCAUUGUCGUUGACCACAGUCAGCAUGGCCUAUCGCCCGGCGCUGUGGGCGGCAUUGUGCUCGGCGUCUUCUUCGGCGUCCUCUUACUCUUCCUCCUGUGUCUCUGCUGCUUCCGCAACUACCGUGGCCGCAAGUACUAUGCCAGCGACUCGUCUUCCUCCUCCUCUAGUCACUCGCCGCGACGAAAACCGCCUGUGGUCAUCAUCGACCCUUACCCUAAUCGACCCGAAGCGAAUCUCACCUUCGUCGGCGGAGGGAACUACCCGGGCACCAGGGUCAUGGUCACAAAGACGCAGAAGAUCUUUAUACGGCCCCCGCCCGUCAGGCAGGUCAGAACAGUGAGGCAAACGAGGAGGGCUGAGAAAAUUGUGGUCGUGGAGGAGGACGAUUGA
Molecule: messenger RNA, 684 nt
Organism: Cladophialophora psammophila CBS 110553
Lineage: Eukaryota; Fungi; Ascomycota; Eurotiomycetes; Chaetothyriales; Herpotrichiellaceae
Exons: 1
Coding region: 1-684 (227 amino acids)
Source: RefSeq, a predicted model, not a curated record